Hevea brasiliensis (rubber tree) is the source of this 1416-nucleotide messenger RNA. Its product is annotated as MOB kinase activator-like 1A. The transcript has 7 exons. Gene Ontology annotation, cellular component: nucleus; cytoplasm. NCBI's taxonomy places the organism in Eukaryota, Viridiplantae, Streptophyta, Magnoliopsida, Malpighiales, Euphorbiaceae. Gene Ontology annotation, molecular function: protein kinase activator activity. Bases 756 to 1142 code for a protein of 128 amino acids. The record is from RefSeq and is a predicted model, not a curated record. Gene Ontology annotation, biological process: signal transduction; positive regulation of protein phosphorylation.
UUCUUCAUGGACCAACUCUCUUUCUUUGCCUUUCCCUUCCUUUCUUCACCUAUUCUUAUCCUAUAAGCAAUUUUAUAUAUGUAUCUGUAUAUCACUUGACAAGUUUAGAAAAGUCUAAUAAGAGGGUAUGAGUGAAACUCAAUUUUAUUCAUAAAUAUAUUAUAAGAAAAAAAAAAAAGAAAAAAAGGAACCAGGUAAGCAGGUUGGCAAAUGGAAAAAAGGACAAGGACCUUGUCUUCGUGUGUAUGAAUGGGAGAGAUUUGCUUAUAUUUGCUUGUUUGUUUGACAGUCUGUCAUCUCUCUUUCUUCUCUUAUAUAUAUUAUUAAUCUUCUUUCAUUCACAUUUACUUGUUUCUUUUUUCUGAGAAGAAGAGAGACCUGAGACAACCUUGGCUUCCACGCCAUGAGUCUCUUCGGCCUCGGUAGCAGAUUGCCUGUGAUAUGAGUUCUGACCAUGGUUCUUCUCUAAAUUCUGUGUUUCUAAUUGGGAAUUCUUGUUGUUGCCCUUUUACUAAUGAAGAAACCAGAAGACAUUUCGGCCUAAGAAGAAUGCUCCAUCUGGAAGCAAGGGUGCUCAACUUAAAAACCACAUAGAUGCUACCUUGGGUAGUGGGAACCUAAGAGAAGCGGUGCGACUGCCUCCUGGAGAAGAUAUCAAUGAGUGGCUGGCCGUUAACACUGUGGACUUUUUCAAUCAAGUGAACAUUCUAUAUGGAACUCUUACAGAGUUCUGCACAGCAUCAAACUGUCCAACAAUGACUGCAGGACCAAAAUAUGAGUAUAGAUGGGCUGAUGGAGUUACCAUCAAGAAACCGAUUGAGGUGUCUGCUCCAAAAUAUGUUGAAUAUCUGAUGGAUUGGAUUGAGUCUCAGCUAGAUGAUGAGAUGAUUUUCCCUCAAAAAUUGGGGGCACCUUUUCCACCAAAUUUCCGAGAUGUUGUAAAGACAAUCUUUAAGCGGUUGUUCCGAGUAUUUGCUCACAUCUACCAUGAGCAUUUUCAGAAGAUUGUGAGUUUGAAGGAAGAAGCUCAUCUUAAUACUUGCUUUAAGCAUUUUGUUCUCUUCACAUGGGAAUUUCACUUGAUUGAUAAAGGGGAGCUAGCACCUCUGCAAGACCUUGUUGAGUCUAUUCUGCAGUUAUAGUGUACUGUGAACCUCUUUCUUAAAGAUUUUAUCUUUCAGAUUGUCCAUGUAAUUUUUCUCCCUCCAUUUGUUGAUUAAUUAAUUAAUUAAUUUUUUUUUUUUUCAAUGAAGAGAAAUGCCCAUAAAAUGAAGAGAGAUUUUGGGUUCCAACUGUAUUGAAAUCCCUUCACGAGUUGCUACAUGCCUGAUAUUGAGGGCUUCUAAUUGCCAGGAUCUUUCGUUGAUUUGUGAUGGAUUUAUACCAAAGGAGUGAACUUUAUUUCUUUCUCUGCCA